AUGGUUUACGAAAGGCCCUACGAUGAGCUCCGAGACGCCAGCAAAUACGACUUCAUAUCCGAGCUUAGUCCAGGAGUCUGGAAGAUAUGUCGCAAGGCAGACCGAAUAGAAUAUCUUGCUCAUGAUAUCACCAGCGGGCUAACAUCAAACCCAUCUAAUCCCGCAGAAGGUGGCCCCAACGAGUUGCAGCUCCUUCUGACAUCAGAAAAAACCAACAUCAUCGAACCUCUCAAGGUUAUAUUGAAUCACGGGCAUAUGGUCUCUUUCGUAGAUCUGUUCUCGGUUCAACGAUCUGACGCCAAAGGUCAACCCGGUCACCGACAGUAUGCCGUCUGGGAGUUUUGCGAUGCUGGAAAUCUAGGGAACCUAUUCGUCCUUGGACAACGGAGAUUUCCGAAGAUGCCUCAGCCUAUUGACGAGGGUGAUUGGGAUGACCUAGAUCACGACGAAGUCCUUCCUUUUGAGUUGGAUGGUGUGCUGGCCAAGGAUGACUUGAAGAGGAAGACGAGGAGCACCGCAGAAAAUAUGUUCUUGCCAGAAUCAUUUUGUUGGCACGUUCUUGUUUCUGUCAUGAGGGCCCUAUCAUGGUUGCAUGAGGGUGCACGGACGGUUCCACCCAACAAAGAAGGCAAAUGGGACUUCGUCCCUGAUGCAAACUGGGAACCUAUUCUACAUCGGAAUAUCGUCCCCGAGAACAUAUACUUCAUGCAUCCUAGACGCAACGAGUGGUAUGGGAGCUGCAAGCUAGGUGAUUAUAGCAACGCGUUCAUAUCCGGUCACCAAAAUGGAUACCAAGACAAGCCUGAGCAGAUACGAGAUCGGAGUGAAGCCUUGGCCCCGCCUCGGACGGAACACUUUCAACAUCUCGACGAACUCAUUGCACAAGAUGAAAAAAUCGGCCAUCACUAUCCUCAGCUUCCAACCCAGCCCUACACCAGAGUUAGCGAGGUGAGGGCGGUUGGCGAAAUCGUGCAAGCGAUGAUGGUACCUCCUACCAUUCUUCAAGGCUACCACGUCGCUGAGAUACGCACGAAGACAGUAAUGAAUAACCUGGAAGAUAUGAAUUACUCGCCUAUACUAAAAAAUUUGUUAAUAUGGAUAAUGAGUUUUAAUCCGGACGAGAAGGAAAACGGAGAGUACAAGUGGAACGAACGCCAUCGGAACUAUUCCACUUCCAUCAUGUGCACUCGUGUCCAUCUGCGUUACGAAGAGUGGCUGAACUCUAACCACCCGGAAGCAAGGAGGUUCAUCACUUUCGACAACGAGUUGGUACAACAAAAGUAUGAAGAUGAUGUACAGCUGGCUCAGAACAUUGAACAUCAAAGGGAAAUCGAUAGGGUCCUGGCGAAGCAAGAUAAUAUGUUCGAGGUAUUUUAUGGGAAACCGGAGGAAGAAGAGGAGGUUGAUAUCUCAAUUACUGCUAGUUCGGGGGCGGGCUUUACUCAUUCUACUCAUUCUUCAUAAUCCUUACUAGUAUUAAAUAACGUCGGCAUACCACACUUUGGAAAGUAUCUACAGUAUUAGGUAUAAAACUUGGCGGGUAUAACACCAUAAUGCACCCGCUAGCAGGAAUCUAGGUCGUUAUCUGGAUGUG
This is a messenger RNA of Annulohypoxylon maeteangense, 1594 nucleotides long. RefSeq lists its product as uncharacterized. The record is from RefSeq and is a predicted model, not a curated record. The transcript has 2 exons. Lineage: Eukaryota; Fungi; Ascomycota; Sordariomycetes; Xylariales; Hypoxylaceae. Gene Ontology annotation, biological process: protein phosphorylation. The coding region runs from base 1 to 1464 and encodes 487 amino acids. Gene Ontology annotation, molecular function: ATP binding; protein kinase activity.